AUGACUGAGUCGUCUUUCACAGCAGGCCCUUCAUCUCAGCCAUCAUUUACUGAGCUACCAUCUCAGGCUCUUCAUGCUCCUGAUCAUCCACCUUGGAUGGAUUUGUCGACACAGAUCAGCUCUCUCGGGACUCCAUAUUUGCAACGUGCUAAAGCUCUAGCUGAUGAGCUAAAUGAGGCAAGUCGUCCUCUUGCCCCAGCAGAAUUUAAUGCAAUAAUCUAUCGCAAUAUUGGCUGUGACUAUCAUGUCAUUAUUACUGCCUUAAAUCUUCGUUCUGAACCAGUGUCAUUUCAUGAACUCCAUGGUCAACUUAUAGCUCAUGAAAUUUUACUUAAGAGCUCUACUGAUCUUCCUCAAGCAAACAUGCCAAUCUCAGCAUUGCUCAUGACUAUAACGGACAUGACCAACUCCAUGUUGGUAAUGGACAAGGAUCAGGUGUCUAAGAAAAUCCUCCUACAGGGCCCAAGUGAAGAUGGAGUGUACACUUUUCGCCCUAAUGUUAAGCAAGCAUUUACAGUUGAAGCACCAACCAUGGACGAAUGGCAUGCUGCUUUGGGACAUCCUCAACGGUGUAUCCAUCUCAAGCUCCAAAGGACUCUUCAAAUUUCCCGUGGCUUCACAUUAAAAGUGUACCUCCAUUAUCCACGGGUUCUGUUGGAAAUUCAGUCCUCACCUUUGACCAUGCCACUCUCCUCUCACUCUCCUAUCCCACAACAAUCACCUUCCUCAUAUUCAACCACCGAUCAUCCACUAUCUCUUAUUGUUGAUCUCACCCAUUAUCUAGCUCAAUUGAAUGUUGUGUCUUCUACCUCAACCUCUCCUCCUCAAAUUCACCUCAUGCAGCUUCGUUUUUCCACCAUGCAAAAACGACAUGCUUGUCUUUCCACCAAAGCUAAAAAUUACCUUAUCACAGAACCACAAACCUUCACUCAAGCCAAACCAUAUGCUGAAUGGUGUGAUGCAAUGCAAAGUGAAAUUAACGUCUUGCUUCAGAAUCAUACAUGGGUUCUUGUUUCUCGACCUCCAGUUGCGAAUAUCAUUGGUAGUAAAUGGGUUUAUCAAACUAAAAGGAAAGCUAAUAGGGAGAUAGAUCGGUUUAAGGCUCGGCUCGUUGCGAAGGGUUACUCGCAGCAGCCUAGUAUUGACUACACUAAGACCUUUAAUCUUGUGGUUAAAGCUACUACAAUUCGGACUAUUUUAUCAAUUGCUACUUCUUCAAAUUGGCCAAUCCGCCAACUUGAUAUCUCAAAUGAGUUUUUACACGGUUUUAUUGAUUCAAAUAUUUAUAUGGAGCAGCCCAUUGGCUUUCAAGACUCUUCACAUCUAGACUAUGUGUUUCAAGACCUUGGAUCCCUUCAUUUCUUCUUGGGUAUUGAGGCACAAUUUUCGACUAGUGGUCUUCUCAUCACCCAACAAAAGUACAUUACUGAUCUGCUGGCCAAUUCUAACAUGUUUAACUGCAAGCCUUGUCAUACACCUAUGUCGACCAGCCCUUCACUUUCCAAACUCUCUGGUGAUCCUUUAUCAAAUGCAGAGCAAUAUCGCCAAGUGGUUGGAUCCUUGCAGUACAUUACUCUUACCAAACCUGAUAUCUCAUUCUCGAUCAAUAAAUUAUCUCAAUUUAUGCAUCAGCCCACUCAAGAGCAUUGGACAACAAUUAAGAGGUUGUUGCGUUAUCUUAAGGCUACUGUUGGUUUCGGUUUGUUCUUCUCCAAGCAUUCCACUCUUGAUUUGCAAUGCUUCACUGACAGUGAUUGGGGUGGUUGCCCCGAUGAUCGUUGA
This is a messenger RNA of Vitis vinifera (wine grape), 1782 nucleotides long. RefSeq names its product retrovirus-related Pol polyprotein from transposon RE2. NCBI's taxonomy places the organism in Eukaryota, Viridiplantae, Streptophyta, Magnoliopsida, Vitales, Vitaceae. The record is from RefSeq and is a predicted model, not a curated record. The transcript has 7 exons. The coding region runs from base 1 to 1782 and encodes 593 amino acids.